GUGCUGCCGUGGUGUCAUGGUGCUGCCCCUGGACUGAGGGAAAGAAAACUCUUUUAAGUUCAGCCGGGGAGAGCCGACCGCGAGAACGUCGCGGCCGCCGGGCUAUUUGUUCCCUACGGGCCUUGCGGGCUGGUGGAUUCCUGGCUGCUGCGCGGUGGCGGCGGCGGCGGCGGAGCGGCAGCUGCGGCGGGCGGCGGCCUAGAGUGGCGGUGGCGGCCCGGGAGCUCGCGCCGGAGCCCAAGCCAGCUCGUUGAGGAGGCAGGCGAGCGCCCGGCGGUCCCUGGCGCGCGGAGGAGAUGGCUGGCACCUGGGAACGCUAUGGGUGAAAGCCCAGCCUCUGUGGUUCUUAAUGCCUCAACAGGAUUAUUUUCACUAAAGAUGGAAACACUGGAGUCUGAAUUGACCUGUCCAAUCUGUCUAGAGUUGUUUGAAGACCCCCUUCUUCUCCCUUGUGCUCAUAGCCUCUGCUUCAGCUGUGCCCAUCGCAUCUUGGUCUCAAGCUGCAGUUCUGGUGAAUCCAUUGAACCCAUUACAGCUUUCCAGUGUCCCACCUGCAGGUAUGUUAUCUCACUGAACCACCGGGGCCUAGAUGGCCUCAAGAGGAAUGUGACACUCCAGAACAUUAUUGAUCGCUUCCAGAAGGCUUCUGUCAGUGGGCCCAAUUCACCAAGUGAGAACCGCCGGGAGAGGACUUACAGGCCCAGCACCACCAUGUCUAGUGAAAGAAUUGCUUGCCAAUUCUGUGAGCAGGACCCACCAAGGGAUGCAGUGAAAACAUGCAUCACCUGUGAGGUCUCCUACUGUGACCGUUGUCUGCGGGCCACACACCCUAACAAGAAACCUUUCACCAGCCACCGCCUGGUAGAACCAGUGCCAGACACACAUCUUCGAGGAAUCACCUGCCUGGACCACGAGAAUGAGAAAGUGAAUAUGUACUGUGUAACUGAUGACCAGUUGAUCUGUGCCUUAUGCAAACUGGUGGGUCGUCACCGAGACCAUCAGGUUGCAUCCUUGAAUGAUCGGUUUGAGAAACUCAAGCAAACUCUGGAGACGAACCUUACCAACCUGGUAAAACGCAACAGUGAACUAGAAAAUCAAAUGGCCAAACUAAUACAGAUCUGCCAGCAGGUUGAGGUGAAUACUGCUAUGCAUGAAGCAAAGCUCAUGGAAGAAUGUGACGAAUUGGUAGAAAUCAUCCAGCAAAGGAAGCAAAUGAUUGCUGUCAAAAUCAAAGAGACAAAGGUUAUGAAACUGAGAAAGUUGGCACAGCAGGUUGCUAAUUGCCGCCAAUGUCUUGAACGGUCAACAGUCCUCAUCAACCAAGCUGAGCAUAUCCUGAAAGAAAAUGACCAGGCACGGUUUCUACAGUCUGCAAAAAAUAUUGCUGAGAGGGUCGCUAUGGCAACUGCAUCUUCUCAAGUUCUGAUUCCAGACAUCAAUUUUAAUGAUGCCUUUGAAAACUUUGCUUUAGAUUUUUCCAGAGAAAAGAAACUGCUGGAGGGGCUAGACUAUUUAACAGCCCCAAACCCACCAUCUAUCCGAGAGGAACUCUGUACUGCCUCCCAUGACACCAUUACAGUCCACUGGAUCUCUGAUGAUGAGUUCAGCAUCAGCUCCUAUGAGCUUCAGUACACCAUAUUCACUGGCCAGGCUAACUUCAUCAGUAAGUCAUGGUGUAGUUGGGGCCUGUGGCCAGAGAUAAGGAAAUGUAAGGAAGCAGUAAGCUGCUCAAGAUUGGCCGGGGCGCCACGAGGUCUGUAUAAUUCAGUGGAUAGCUGGAUGAUUGUGCCCAACAUUAAACAGAAUCAUUACACAGUGCAUGGACUCCAGAGUGGGACCCGCUACAUCUUCAUUGUCAAAGCCAUAAACCAGGCAGGCAGCCGGAACAGUGAACCUACUCGAUUGAAAACAAACAGCCAGCCCUUUAAACUGGAUCCCAAGAUGACUCAUAAGAAGUUGAAGAUCUCUAAUGAUGGCCUGCAAAUGGAGAAGGAUGAAAGCUCUCUGAAGAAAAGUCAUACUCCAGAGAGAUUUAGUGGUACAGGAUGCUAUGGGGCAGCAGGGAAUAUAUUCAUUGACAGUGGCUGCCACUACUGGGAGGUUGUCAUGGGUUCCUCAACAUGGUAUGCGAUUGGUAUUGCCUAUAAAUCAGCGCCAAAGAAUGAAUGGAUUGGCAAGAAUGCUUCUUCAUGGGUCUUCUCUCGCUGUAAUAGUAACUUCGUGGUGAGACAUAACAACAAGGAGAUGCUGGUGGAUGUACCUCCGCAGCUGAAGCGUCUGGGGGUCCUCCUGGAUUAUGACAACAACAUGCUGUCUUUCUAUGAUCCAGCUAACUCUCUCCACCUCCAUACUUUUGAUGUGACCUUCAUCCUUCCAGUUUGUCCAACAUUUACAAUCUGGAACAAAUCCCUCAUGAUACUGUCUGGCUUGCCUGCCCCUGAUUUCAUUGAUUACCCUGAGCGGCAGGAAUGCAACUGCAGGCCACAAGAAUCUCCCUAUGUUUCUGGGGUGAAGGCUUGCCAUUAGGUUUCAAGAGAGCAUAGAAUUCACUGGCUCUCCAGGUCAGCAGUCCCUGCUUUCAUAAGCCUCAGUUAGCAUUCAACAUAUGAGAUACAAAAUAAAGUUCAUUUGAAGCACCCCAAGUAACUAGAUACUGUAGAUUUAAUUUUGUGCAUUAAAACUUAUAUUUGAAUUAAUAUAUUGAGUUUCUCAGAAUGAAUAAUCUGAGUAGUCUGAGUUCAAACCAUGGAACCAAGAAGAAAUUUAGAGAAUGCCUCUGCUGUCAUUGGAAAAAUUUUAAAUUCCCAGUGAUAUCAGAGUAUAAAUGGUAUUGGAAGGAAUUAGAGUAAUUCAAGAUAAAUAAUGUAGAAAGAUGCUUUGAAGGAGGGUCUAGUUAACCAGAAGUAAGGACUGUGGGCAGCCUUCUUAGUGCUGGCCUGUUUGGCCAAAUACAAUUUCUAACAGUGUCAAAUUCUCAUAUAUUGUGUUGUUUUUGUCAAAAACCUACAACCAAGAAUUUGUUAUAAGGAAACAACUGUGUAUAUGUAACAUACAAAAUGAACAGUUUCUAAGCUGCUCCUUUGAGUAAGAAAUCAACCUUAAAGGAAACAUCAAAAUAAGCCCCUCACUCCCUCCAGUUCUUUCCUUAUUCUACACACUCAAUCAUGACAUAGAUUAUGAGAUAGUGAGAAGAACUCCAGAUGGGAUUAGGAGAGAUUUGGAGACGCUAUUGCACAAGAGAUACUACUGCUGAAUAGAAAUCUGAUACAGCUAGAAGAGUCCAAUAUAGCACAAUUUCUCAAAUGCUUCUUAAUGGAGGAAGUCCGUCUAAAGUGGCUUUUUUUUUUUUCAAACGGAAAGAAUGUUUCAAAGAAAUACAAUUCUAUUACUCUCAAGUACAGUUACUAGCAUUAGACUAAAAAGAUGGUUCUAUAGUGAAUUUCUUUAGGAAUUUGCUUUAUUUAACCUGUAGGAAUGGAGUGUUAAGAUACAACUAUUUGCAUAGAGAUGUAUUUUCAGAUAAGCACUCUGGAAGUGCUGAAGAAUGUCUAACAACAUUCUUUUCCUUAAACAAAUUAAGUGAUCAUUCCUCUUACACUCUUGUUUACACUAUUCAUUGGUUUAGCCAACCCUUCCUAGGAAAUACAGAAAUAAACUUCCUCCAAGUCUUCACCAGUGUAGUCAAAGGCUAAGUAGUCUGUGAUUAUGUCAGCUCAGCUUCAGGGGUUGACCAUGUCAAGAGCCAAAGCUUUGCCAGAGCUAAGGCUGCUUCAAGCAGUCUACUCCUUUGGAACUGUGGAAAUGUUAUAGCUGUACAGUUCCAAAGUGGUAUUGGAACAACCCCUAAGAUUGGAGCUUUGAAACAACAUCAAAACUUCUCCACUCCUUGUUUCCAUGGGCUUGGUGGAUGUCCAUUUUUUAGUCUGUUCAAUGAACUCUUAGAAGGUAUCCCUACUACCAUGGAAGUGCACUUAUUCACAAAACACGUUCCUUGCUCUUGAAUGGCUUGUUACUCUGUAGGAGACAUUAUAUACAUCUCUGUUUCAGUUACAGUUGUGUAUUGUCUGUUCACUUAACAUGGAAAACAAGACUGAUGGAGAUUUAAAAAAAAAAGGCUCAAACUGCAAAUCUGAUAGAAAAGUUGUUUGUAGAGACUGUAGCAACCUCCCUACGAUUCAACAGCACUGCUAAAUAGCUUGCUGUAGUGGAAAGCCCAGAAUCUUUGGAAUAAAAUGAUCCUAGCUUAUCUAUCAUUUACUAAUCAUGUGACCUAGAGAGCAAGUACUUCACCUCUCUGAGCCUGUUUUCUCUUCUGUAAGAUAACAUCUGAGACACAUGGGGGUUUCAAAGAUAUAAAAUGAUAGCAUGUUUCAACUGCCUAGCACAGUAUCUGGCAUUUGUUAAUUGUGCCAUAAAUAUUAAACUCCUCCCUAUAUUUAGCCCCCCUACAAUAUAGUGGUGCUUUAAAAUAUAUUUCAUUGAAAGUUUCCUUCAUUCCUCAGUUAUCUUGGUCUCUUCCCUUAAGGCUGUCUCCAAAUUCUUAAACAAAACAAAUACCUUUCCUCCUUUCAUAGCACAUUCCACUGACUCUUAGCAUUCAGUAGGAGGCCACGAUUCCUUAGAAUUUGGCUUUUGGUGUUCUUGUUGGCUUUCCCAGUUUUAUCUUUUGCCACGACUGUGCUUACUAAGUUAAACUAUUUACACAAGUUAUUCUUUGGGCUCAGAGAAGAGACAUUAGUAUUUUUAAUGUCCAGAUUCAUCAAUAGGAAUUUCUCUUAAAUCAAGUGAAUAGUGUGAAAAUGCUGUGUAAGUAUGGAACAUUCCACCUCCACCCUAGUCCGGUUUCCUUUGUCUUGUAUUUGACACUCCAGCGUCAUUAUUUUUGUGCCCUUUAGAUUUUAGUACCCUGAGAUAAAGUUUUAUUUGCCCACCUUACUUUUGCCCUUAGCUUGGGCUACAUUUCCCUAUACCUGCCUCACUCAAUCAGACCAACUCCUGAUCUGUCUUUCUGAGCAAUAAUCACUUUGUAUUGUAGUCUAUUUCAAAGGAUGUUCUUCAGACCACCUAUGUUAGAACUGCCUUUGUUGUUUGUUAAAACAAUUAAUAUCUCAGUACCAACUCCUGAUCUACUUAAUUAGAAUAUCUGGGAGCAUUGGUAGAAAUUUUCAUUUUUUUGACAAUUCAAGUUAUUUCAAUGCACACAAAUAUUUAAUGAGUACUAAUCAUCUUCUCUGUUAGACUGAAGUCCAUGAGGACAAGGACUUUUUCUUUUAUUGUGGCUAUAAUAUUUUUAAUACCAGGUACAGUGUCUGGACCAGAGUGGUGACCUGGUUAAUGUAUAUUGAAUGAUGGAUGGAUGAAUGAAAACUCAAAGUUCCCGCCUUGUACUCUGAUGUCCACAGUGGUAUUCUUAUAUCCUGAGCAGAAAAGCUUGAUGGCUUCCUCAUUAGAGCUGUAUUGUUACCAUUUUUCAUAAGCACCAGGACUUAUACAUAUAGUUGAGCACUGUCCUCAAAAACUCUUCAGCAAUUGUCUUGGAGAAUUACCUUUAGAGUGUGUGGCACCUUUCUUUUCAACAUUUUAAGUUUUUAAAACUUUGAAGAUGAAUAUAAAUGUUGGGUGUAGCCAAAAAUCACUCAGAGCUAAGUCUGAAGAAUAAAAUCAAAAAUUAAAUUGGCUUUGGGGUAAGCAAUGAAGGUUGACACUUAAGUCCCAAUGUAGGAGCCAAAUAAUGGAGAGUUAUUUCCAAGAUGCAACAAAGUACUUAGUAGGCAUGUGGUGAGUCCCAAAUAACUACUUCAGUAAAUUUAAGACUUCAUUAAAUAAGGAGAGUAUUGGAGACCUUAAGGGAAGUCAUUGCUUACCUCUAGAUAGACCCAGUUGAACACAGAGAAUAGGAUUGAUAUUUAAAUUAGAGAAGGUGAUUCCAUAAGAUUUUUCUUGGUUUUGUGUGUUUUGUUUUGUGGGUUUCUUUUUUAUUCAGUCUAUUCUCUACAUUUCUUUCUGUUUGAAAAGCAUUUUCUGUCUGCAAUUUCUGCUUGUUUUUAGUUUUUAUAUUCUCAUAUUGAACAAAGCACAAAAUAGUAAAAAUAACAUUAAUCUUGCUUUGAGAAUAUGAAAAAAUUUAAUGCCAUAUUGAAAUAAGUAUUUGUAAGUAAGAAUGACUGCAUCUGGACCUGUUUUUAUUAUGUAAUUCCAUUGUGUGUCUUUGGAUGCAGUGAAAUUCAGAUGGCAGCAAAAUCACCUAUAUAUGCUUUUUAGCUACAACACACUAGGUGAAUUUUCUAAGCUUCCAUGGUUUACAUAUUUAUAUAUGACUACUUGGAUGGAGCAAUCCAGAGAUGGACUUUCAAAUGAGUUCAAAUAUUUGAUACCCUUUCUUCCAAGGAACAGAGAAUGUAAGGCAGGUAAAUAAGAACCACCGUCAUACUUAUUUCUAGCUCCUGAAGCCAGUUACAGCCUCGGAGCCACUGAACUCUUUUGGCUGUGUUUUACAGGUCAGAUGGACUAAUUGCCAUCAAGUUAGACAAAAUUCCCUCUUAUGGUGGGGGUCUGCCAACUCCAGACAUAUGCUGUGUUGUUAUUGCUUAGAAUAUUUAUUGGACUAUUGUUGGACUAUUUUUUAUCCAAUGCUUUACCCCAGGCCUGUUUGUACUGGGAGCUCUGGACCAGUACUGUCUCUCCAAGUGAUGGAAAUAUGAACAUCUGCAGAUUAUACAGCCUCAUCCCUCUCUAAAAUAUCCCAGCCCAUCCAAAAUGCUAUAUUAUGAAUUAAAUAAAUAUAUAAUGAAUUCA
This is a messenger RNA of Ochotona curzoniae (black-lipped pika), 6795 nucleotides long. RefSeq names its product midline 2 (gene MID2). The record is from RefSeq and is a predicted model, not a curated record. The transcript has 10 exons. NCBI's taxonomy places the organism in Eukaryota, Metazoa, Chordata, Mammalia, Lagomorpha, Ochotonidae. The coding region runs from base 319 to 2526 and encodes 735 amino acids. Gene Ontology annotation, molecular function: zinc ion binding; protein binding.